Molecule: messenger RNA, 1578 nt
Organism: Sebastes umbrosus (honeycomb rockfish)
Lineage: Eukaryota; Metazoa; Chordata; Actinopteri; Perciformes; Sebastidae
Gene: tbl2
Product: transducin beta like 2
Exons: 7
Coding region: 88-1416 (442 amino acids)
Biological process (GO): endoplasmic reticulum unfolded protein response
Cellular component (GO): endoplasmic reticulum
Molecular function (GO): protein binding
Source: RefSeq, a predicted model, not a curated record
UGCGCAGUAGCCCUCUCAGUAGUGCGUUAGCUCGUAGCCGUUAGCAGCACUAGCAGGACGUGGCAGCAGAGAACAGAGACUAUAAACAUGGAGAUAGCAGCUCUGUUCGCUUUGACUCUGCUGCUGGGAGCUCUGGUGGUUCUGGUCGCCUUAGCGGUGGGUCGACGGAAAGAAGAACUGAGAGAGGAGAUAGAGCAGGCGGCGGAGUUCAACGCUGAAGGCAGUAAUACGAAGGGCCUUGCAUCCAAGAAACCGAAGCAGGAGAAGCAGCGCAGCCGGAAGGAUAAAGCUACGCAGCACACAUUCAGUCACCAGCUGUUGGCCGCCUCACUGAAGAGCCACAGUGCCAACGUAACGUGCCUGGAUUUCAGCAGCAACGGGAAGUACCUGGCGUCCUGCGCUGACGACCGCACCGUCCGCAUCUGGAGCACCAAAGAUUUCCUGGAACGGGAACACAAGUGUCUGAGGGCCAAUGUGGAUCUGGAUCACGCCACGCUAGUCCGCUUCAGCCCGGACUCCAGGGCGUUUAUCACCUGGUUGGCCAACGGAGAUACCAUCCGAAUCUUUAAAAUGAUCAAAAAGGAGGACGGCACUCUGACCUUCAAAGCUGCUCCUGAGGACUUCCCCCAGAAACACAAGGCCGCCAUCACCAAUAUUGGAAUCGCAGAGACAGGCAAGUUCAUCAUGAGCGCCUCCAUCGACACCUGCAUCCACAUCUGGGACCUGAAAGGAGAGCUGCUGGCCUCCAUCAACACCAACCAGAACACCAAUUCUUAUGCUGCCGUCUCCCCGUGUGGCAGGUUUGUAGCAUCGUGCGGCUUCACUCCUGACGUGAAGGUGUGGGAGGUUUGCUUCGGGAAGGGAGGAGAGUUCAAAGAGGUGGCGCGAGCUUUUGACCUGAAGGGCCACUCUGCAGGAGUUCACGCAUUCGCCUUCUCCAAUGACUCUCACAGGAUGGUGACCGUCUCUAAAGACGGUACGUGGAAGCUGUGGAACACAAAUGUGGAGUACAAAAAGCAGCAGGACCCCUACCUGCUGAAGACGGUCCCCUGCACGUCGUCUGAAGGUAGCCGUGCAGCGUUGUCUCCAGACGGCCGGGUGGUGGCCAUCAGCGACGGCUGUAACCUGGCCAUGUACAACGCCGCCAGCGGCCAGCUGGAGGAGGAGCUGCAUGGCGUCCACAGCGAGGAGAUCAACGACCUCAGAUUUGACAUUAACGGGCGCUUUCUGGCGUGUAGCGGCGACAAGGCCAUCCGAGUGUUUCACAACGCCCCGGGCUACCGGGCGGCCAUCAGAGACAUGCAGGACAUGCUGAAGAAGGCCCAGAACGAGGCCAUGAAGCAGAGACUGCAGCAGCAGAUCAGAGAGGCUCAGAGCACCCUGGACACGGUGCUGGCUGCUGCUCCCAGAGACUGAACGAGACCCAACAAACUACAAACUACACUCUCAACCUGAUCCUGUCUGACUACUCAUCUGUUUUACAACCUCAACUCACCGUCUGCCACUAAAUGACCUGCUCCGCAAAUAAAAAUCUGCAUGCAGUUUUAAUAAAGAACAUCUUUUUAUGGAAAAAUUAAA